AUGCACUUUUUUGGUCUGCGUAAAGAUUUUCAAGAACUUAAGAGGUUCUCCAGAGAACAACAGACUCUACCAAAUCAUUUUUACUUCACCGACUACGAAAGGCACAACGCCGAAAUUGCUGCGUUUCAUCUCGACAGGAUAUUGGGGUUUCGGAGAGCAAUGCCGGUCAGUGGCAGAUUGGUGAACAUCACGUCUGAACUUAUGGCCCAGGUGACCGCGUCCGAUUUGUUGAAAACAUUCUUYGUGUCACCCGACAAAAAUGUGUGUUUUCACGGACAGUGUUCCUACUACUGUGACACGUCGCAUGCCAUUUGUGGAAAUCCAGACAUGUUGGAGGGCUCAUUCGCCGCGUACUUGCCAUCCCAAGAGGUUUUGGAGAGAAAGACAUGGAGGCAUCCGUGGAGACGCAGCUACCAUAAGCGGAAGAAGGCUAAAUGGGAAACAGAUCCAAAUUAUUGCGAAUUAGUCAGAAACCUGUCGCCGUACAAUAGUGGUCGCCGGAUGUUGGAUAUUAUGGACUUGUCCGUGUUCGACUUUCUCAUGGGCAACAUGGACCGUCAUCAUUACGAAACGUUCACCCUGUUCGGAAACGACUCAUUUCCUAUUCAUUUAGACCACGGUCGGGCGUUUGGCAAGGCGUUCCACGACGAGAUGAGUAUAUUGGCUCCAAUCAUACAGUGUUGUCAUAUACGAAAAUCUACGCUUGAAACAUUGCUAAGGUACAUUGCUAUUUAUUGUUUGUUCUACGUUAAUUAACAUG
Diuraphis noxia (Russian wheat aphid) is the source of this 760-nucleotide messenger RNA. RefSeq names its product extracellular serine/threonine protein CG31145. The record is from RefSeq and is a predicted model, not a curated record. Lineage: Eukaryota; Metazoa; Arthropoda; Insecta; Hemiptera; Aphididae. Gene Ontology annotation, biological process: protein phosphorylation. Gene Ontology annotation, cellular component: Golgi apparatus. Gene Ontology annotation, molecular function: protein serine/threonine kinase activity.